This is a messenger RNA of Xenia sp. Carnegie-2017, 3253 nucleotides long. RefSeq names its product RNA-binding protein 41-like. The record is from RefSeq and is a predicted model, not a curated record. Bases 102 to 1256 code for a protein of 384 amino acids. Gene Ontology annotation, cellular component: U12-type spliceosomal complex. Lineage: Eukaryota; Metazoa; Cnidaria; Anthozoa; Malacalcyonacea; Xeniidae. Gene Ontology annotation, molecular function: U12 snRNA binding; pre-mRNA intronic binding. Gene Ontology annotation, biological process: mRNA splicing, via spliceosome. The transcript has 9 exons.
CAAGUUUGGAAUUCCAAAUUUUUAUUACUCUGAAAACGAAAAUGUACCAACUUGAAUUCUGCUUCAGUUAAGUUAAGACUUACAGUGAAUACGGCAAAAUUAUGGUUGGAGGAUCAGUAAGUGGAAAAACAUUCAAACCUGAUCCAUCUUCAUAUGAGGCGACUGGUAUUCCUUGCGGUAAUCCGCGCCGUUAUAAAAACCGUUCAGUCAUGCGUAUGAUACCGAACAAAAAUGUUCCAUACGAAAAUCAGCAAUUGGGGGCGCCCGGUAAGGGAACAAUAUCGGAGGCAGAAGACCACUUGCAAGACAUGCUAAAGACGCAACUGGACACGAAAGUCUCACUUAACAGAGCAUCGAAGAAACGAAAGUUGUUCACGGAGCCGGUUGUUUACGACUCUUCACAGGAAAAAGCCAGUGGAUUCAUGACGUUGAGCAACUACAACAAAUUUGACGUUUUGAAAGAAAAAGAAGCUGAGCUAACUGGCAUGGGGCUGACAAAAGACGAAGUCAAGCUGAAAAUGGUUGACUGUGGUCUCCUUAACGAGGAUUGCGUCCAAAGUAACUAUGGGGUAAAUCCCGAAGUUGAAAAAGACAGACGCGUUGCAAUUCAAGAGAAAAUACAAAGGAAGAAAGAAAGUCUUUCUCAACAGACAACCUUCUCCAACGUGCGAACAAUGAGUCGCCAUGCCAUGGAAGUUGAGCAAUCCUUAAAUAAAGGAACUGAAAAGUCGAUGGCGUUUUCUCAUUUACUUCAUUCAAGCCAAAAAUUCGAUCCUGCCCUUGACGCGGUCUUGAAAGAGUUUGAAAAAAGAAGCGUAUCUCAAAAGGUUGAUGGGGAAAGCGAUAUGGGUGUCGAUGGGGAAGACGAGUCCGAUGGCUGUACAGAUGAAGACGAAAGAAUCAUUCCAUUAGAUGAAGAGGUGAUCAAGCGACAUCGUUUAACGUUGAACGAGAUUCGUGCUCUGCCCCGGUUUAAAGAAUACGAGCCAGGCAUCCCUUCAAGGGUUUUAUACAUCAAAAACCUCAGUAAGAAAGUUACAGACGCCGACCUUAAAGCUCUGUUCAACCGAUUCAUAGACGAGAGCUGUGCUGUAAACAUUCGGCUGAUGAGCGGACGCAUGAGAGGACAGGCAUUCGUUACGUUUGAAGAUAAGAGCAUCGCCAUUGCUGCAUUUGAAUUAAUAAAUGGUUAUCAGCUUUAUGAGCGAACUGUUGUCAUUCAGUAUGGCAAGAACGACAAGUUCGGUGACAAGUAAAACCAAAGAAAUACAAAUGUGAAGUUUCCCAAAACGACGUGCGUUACGUCUUUGGUCAGAAGCAACAUUGUCUUCGUGCUUACUAAAAAGAAGCGAGUCGAUUUUGAUCAGGACAACCAUCCCGUCACGUUUUGGUCACGUCAGGUCCCGGUGAUAACAACAUGACCGUGAAUGGUGAGUCAGUAUUUCAACUAUGCUCUUAUAAAGAUGCUUUAAAAUUCUUCAAACAGAAACUAGAAUGUGUUUUGUGUCAUGCUGAACGGAUGAAAUAGCUACUUCACGAACGUGCAGGUUUUCUGUGCAAGAUUUCUGUCUUUGCCGCUUGCGUGUGGUGUGUACGGCUAGGAUUCUCGGCUCUUUUAUAUAAUCACCCGAAAGUGCACUUUUUAUGAUAAGUAUGUCGUUGAUAAAUAUCGUAGCUAUAACGUUUAAAGAACAUCGUUCACCAUAAAUGCAAGUCGCGUGACGUCAUCCCUACGUGUUAGCUAUAACAUGCCAUUGCACUUAAUGACCAAUCAAGUUGCUCGUUUUCACACCCUGUUUAAUCGAAUAACAAAACGUAUUUGAAUUUAAUCGUCAACUUAUCUAUAUACUCCGAUACAUUUUACAACAUUUUUUCAUACAUUCCUAUGCCUAUAUGUGUAAUAAAUGAAAGCAUUAAACAGUUCACUUUCUAUGAUGUGCAUUUGUGCCCACAAGCUACGACACAGUUGUUCCUCAUGUAAGCUUCGAAGAUUUUAUGGGUGCAAAAGCCAUUUGACUUCCAUUGCUUGCAGUUUUGAUUUUUGUCCUUGCAAACUAUAUUGUGAAAAAAUUAAUGCAUUUUGUUUACAAAUAAAUUUAUCUGGUAUGCAAAAUUUCUACUGUAGACUACAGGCACAGAAUAGACAUCUAACAGAAGGCCCACUCGGCUAAAUCGUGGCGUAUUUUUUCACUACGCAUGCGUGACUUCCCAGCAAGAUACUUUCACAAAAUCAAUAUGGAAUAGUAUUGCACCAGAAUGUUAUAUUACUAAUAAUUCACGUUUAAAGCACAAGUUUGCCGUUAUUUUUACAAAGAGUUAUCAUCUUGCGAAGGAGAUAAGGUUUCAAGCUUUUGUAGUGCAAAACGAUAUAUUUGUAAAAACAUUUAUAUUUUCUAUUGCGAUCUAGCUGAAGUAUCUUGCUGGAACGCGUGUCUGCUUAGAAAUUGCUUCAGAAAAGUAGGGGACACGAACAUCAAAGGUUCCGACACGAGUGGACCUUCUGUUAUGAUAUCUAUUCUGUGCUAAAGGUGUCCAAAAAAAACCUGGAACCCGCAUAUAUUAAUUAUAAAUUGGCUGAAAUUAAUAUUCACAAUAAUGUAAUUAGCAUUCACAACAGUUUAGAGUCUGCGCCUCUGAGAUUUCAUAAGGUUUGCACAGUAUUAGUAAAGAAAAACAAGUUAAAAUUUAAAAGUACUGUCGUACACUGAUUUUCAUCUCAAAUUUAUUACGCAAAAUCUUUGUAAAAUCAAAGCGAUGUUAAAUAAGUAAUAACAGCCACUAAAAUGUGAUCAUGUUUUUCAUAAACUUCGACGAACAUGGACAAACUAGCGUAACUAAAUUAAACAGGCGGAAAAAAUAUCUAUGGCAGACUAAAUUAUUUCUUGCAGAUGUCAUUUUAAUGCAUACAUGAUUAUUUGCCCGGGCUCCGUUUUUUGUGCGACACCUUUUGGAACACUGAUAACUUGAACUCUUGUGGGAACGGAAAAUCGUUCUAGUUAGUGAGGUUUAAGUUGUCGCGGAUGUAGUUGACUUUUUUGUGUAUUAGGUCAGUAUACAAAAGCAUUAGCAGCUUCACUUGUCAUUUACAAUUGUAAGCUACAACAAAGCAAUAUACAGAUAGUUCAAGUGUGAUUAAAUGCUUUGAAAGAUUCGUAUUUAUAUAAUGAAAAACUCCAUAUGCUAUAUAGAUCAGUAAUCUCAAAGUUGUAACACCAUUGAGGCAAAUUGAUCAAAAUAAACAUUUGAAACUUUA